Saccharomycodes ludwigii is the source of this 330-nucleotide messenger RNA. RefSeq names its product Cmc2p (gene CMC2). Lineage: Eukaryota; Fungi; Ascomycota; Saccharomycetes; Saccharomycodales; Saccharomycodaceae. Bases 1 to 330 code for a protein of 109 amino acids. The transcript has 2 exons. The record is from RefSeq and is a predicted model, not a curated record.
AUGCAUCCACAAUUAGAAUCCGAAAGAUUUACCUCCUGUUACGAUUUAAUCCAAGCAUUAGAUAAAUGCCAUCAAUCUGAAUUUUAUAAACGUGCUUUUGGGCUUUGUAAUAAUGAAAAAGAAGCUUUAAGUAAAUGUUUACACGAAGCCAGAGUGGAAGGUACAAAAUCAUAUAUUAAAAAACGUAGAGAAGAGAAAAAAAUUAUCGAAGCCAAAUGGAAGAAAGUUGAAGAAGAAGAGUUUGGAGAAGAUGCUAUUUUGAAGAAGAUUUUACAAAAACAAUUGGCCAAAAGAAAACAAGAAUCACAACAACAAGAUCAUCCUAAUUGA